Molecule: messenger RNA, 7259 nt
Organism: Ailuropoda melanoleuca (giant panda)
Lineage: Eukaryota; Metazoa; Chordata; Mammalia; Carnivora; Ursidae
Gene: ITGA4
Product: integrin subunit alpha 4
Exons: 28
Coding region: 480-3899 (1139 amino acids)
Biological process (GO): cell-matrix adhesion; cell adhesion mediated by integrin; cell-cell adhesion
Cellular component (GO): integrin complex; external side of plasma membrane
Molecular function (GO): integrin binding
Source: RefSeq, a predicted model, not a curated record
CCAAAGCGUACCUCAGGAGCUUUCAGGGAGUUCUUUUUGUUUAUUUGGCUUUAAUUUGUGGCCUUUGGUUAAUGUCUCUAGUGGUUGCUUAUGCCCUCUCCGCUCUCGCUCCCUCCCCCCUAAUCAGAGAUAGAGCUUAACUAUCCACGAAAGGACCUGGAAGAUCUCCGUCUCCGCCCUGGUGCCCGAGUUUGUGGCCCGCCUUUUUUGGGCCACGCCAGGCAGGCCGCGGAGAUCCUACUCAUCGUGGUGCACGCGCGGGUGAGGUUGGGGCCACGCCGCCCCGCAGCCAGGGCUCAACCACGGUUAAAAGGCGAAAUCCGGUGUCUCUUCCAGCUCCGCUCUUGCAAAGCCCGGGAGCCCAGAGUCAUCCCGCGCUCCGCGGGCUGGGAGGCCCCGGCUGGGACGCGCGUCGGGCGCAGCCGAGGUCCCCCAGCGCCCCCUACAGCCGCUCGUGGGGUGAGACGGCGCCGGGUCCUAUGUUCCGCACCACGCCCGGGACCCCACCCAGAGGCCGGCGCCCCGGGACCGCGCGAGCACCCGCAGCUCCCGGCUGCAGAAGCGGGGCGUGGGGCCCGGCGGCGUGCAGCAUCCUAGAUCAACCUCGAUUGCUCCGCCCGCGGCGGCCUGACUUCCCCUCCCUUCCUCGGUCCCUCCCUCCCUCCCUCCUUCCCUCUCGCCCGCCGGCGCCGGACACGCUGCACUUCUGGGGCGCUCUUCCCCUUGGCCGACCAUCUCAUCCCGCGCAACUUUGGGACAGUGGCCGUUCGGUGUUGAAUGUUUUCCUCCGAGAGCGCAUGGCUAGGGAAGCGACGUGCGGGCCGGGUCCCCGAGGGGCCGCCGUCUGGAAGGCGGUGCUGCUGCUGCUGUGCCUGGAGGUCCCGACCGGGCGCCCCUACAACGUGGACACCGAGAGCGCGCUGCUCUACCAGGGCCCCCCCAACACCCUGUUCGGCUAUUCGGUGGUGCUGCACAGCCACGGGGCGAACCGCUGGCUCAUAGUGGGGGCGCCCACGGCCAAUUGGCUUGCCAACGCUUCAGUGGUCAAUCCCGGAGCGAUUUACAGAUGCAAGAUCGGAAAGAAUCCAGACCUGAACUGCGAACAGCUCCAGCUGGGUAGCCCUCAUGGAGAACCUUGUGGAAAGACCUGUCUGGAAGAAAGAGACAAUCAGUGGCUGGGGGUCACGCUUUCCAGACAGCCGGGGGAAAAUGGAUCCAUCGUGACUUGUGGGCAUAGAUGGAAAAAUAUAUUUUAUAUAAAGAAUGAAAAUAAGCUCCCCACGGGUGUUUGCUAUGGAAUGCCCUCUGAUUUACGAACAGAACUGAGUAAAAGAAUAGCUCCAUGCUAUCAAGAUUAUGUGAAAAAAUUUGGAGAAAAUUUUGCAUCAUGUCAAGCUGGAAUAUCUAGUUUUUACACAGAGGAUUUAAUUGUGAUGGGAGCCCCAGGAUCAUCAUAUUGGACUGGCUCUCUUUUUGUCUACAAUAUAACUACAAACAAAUACAAGGCUUUUUUAGAUACAAAUAAUCAAGUAAAAUUUGGAAGUUACUUAGGCUACUCGGUUGGAGCUGGUCAUUUUCGGAGUCCACAUACGACUGAAGUAGUUGGAGGGGCCCCUCAACACGAACAGAUUGGUAAAGCAUACAUAUUCAGCAUUGAAGCAAAAGAACUAAAUAUCUUACAUGAAAUGAGAGGGAAAAAGCUGGGCUCUUACUUUGGAGCUUCUGUGUGUGCUGUGGACCUCAACGCAGAUGGCUUCUCAGACCUCCUCGUGGGAGCUCCCAUGCAGAGCGUCAUCAGGGAAGAAGGCAGAGUGUUUGUGUUCAUGAACUCUGGCUGGGGAGCAGUAAUGAAUGAAAUGGAAACAGAGCUCAUUGGAAGUGACAAAUAUGCUGCACGAUUUGGGGAAUCAAUAGUUAAUCUUGGUGACAUUGAUAAUGAUGGCUUUGAAGAUGUCGCAAUUGGAGCUCCACAAGAAGAUGACUUGCGAGGUGCUAUUUAUAUUUACAAUGGCCGAGCGGAUGGGAUCUCAUCAUCGUUCUCACAGAGAAUUGAAGGACUUCAAAUCAGCAAAUCGUUAAGUAUGUUUGGACAGUCUAUAUCUGGACAAAUUGAUGCAGAUAAUAAUGGAUAUGUAGAUGUGGCUGUUGGUGCUUUUCGGUCUAAUUCUGCUGUGUUGCUAAGGACAAGACCUGUAGUGAUUGUUGAAGCUUCCUUAAGCCAUCCUGAGUCAGUAAAUCGCACAAAUUUUGACUGUGUUGAAAAUGGAUUGCCUUCUGUGUGCAUGGAUCUAACACUCUGUUUCUCAUACAAGGGCAAAGAGGUUCCAGGUUAUAUUGUUUUGUUUUAUAACAUGAGUCUGGAUGUGAACCGGAAGAUGGACUCUCCACCAAGAUUUUACUUUUCUUCUAAUGGAACAUCUGAUGUGAUUACAGGCAGCAUAAAAGUGUCAAGCAGAGUAGCUAACUGCAGGACACAUCAAGCAUUUAUGCGGAAAGAUGUGCGGGACAUCCUCACCCCAAUUCAGAUUGAAGCUGCUUACCACCUUGGGCAUCACGUCAUCAGUAAACGAAGUACAGAAGAAUUCCCACCACUUCAGCCAAUUCUCCAGCAGAAGAAAGAAAAAGACAUAAUUGAAAAAACAAUAAACUUUGCAAGAUUUUGUGCCCAUGAAAAUUGUUCAGCUGAUUUACAAGUUUCUGCGAGAAUUGGAUUUUCUAAGCCACAUGAAAAUAAGACCUAUCUUGCUGUUGGAACUAUGAAGACAGUAAUGUUGAAUGUGUCCUUGUUUAAUGCUGGAGAUGACGCAUAUGAAACUGUUCUGCACAUCAAACUCCCCUCCGGCCUUUACUUCAUUAAGAUUUUAGAUCUGGAAGAGAAACAAGUAAGCUGUGAAGUGACAGACAGCUCUGGGUUCGUCAAACUGGACUGCAGUGUUGGUUAUAUAUACGUAGACCAUCUAUCAAGGAUAGAUAUUAGCUUUCUCCUGGAUGUGAGCGCAGUCAGCAGAGCGGAAGAUGACCUCAACAUCACAGUGGAUGCCACCUGUGCAAAUGAAGGGGAAGUGGACAACCUGAAUCAUAACAAAGUGACUUUAGCAAUACCUCUCAAGUAUGAAGUCAUGCUGACUGUUCACGGGUUUGUCAACCCAACUUCGUUUGUGUAUGGACCAAAGGAAGAAAAUGAGCCUGAAACGUGCAUGGCGGAGAAAAUGAAUGUCACUUUCCAUGUUAUCAACACUGGCCAUAGCAUGGCUCCAAAUGUUAGUGUGGAAAUAAUGGUACCGAAUUCUUUUGCCCCCCAAACUGAUAAGCUGUUCAACAUUCUGGAUGUCCAGACUACUGCUGGAGAAUGCCAUUUUAAAAAUUAUCAAAGAAAAUGUGGAUUAGAGCAGGAGAAAGGUCCAAUGGAGAUCCUGAAAGACAUUUUCAAAUUCUUGUCAAAGACUGAUAAGAAGCUACUGUUCUGCAUAAAAGCCGAUCCAUAUUGUUUAAAUUUUUUCUGCCAUUUUGGGAAAAUGGAAAGUGGAAAAGAAGCCAGCGUUCACAUUCAGUUGGAAGGCCGGCCAUACCUUUCAGAAAUGGAUGAGAGUUCAGCCCUCAAGUUUGAGAUAAGAGCAACAGCUUUUCCAGAGCCUAAUCCAAAAGUUAUUGAACUCAACAAGGAUGAGAAUGUUGCACAUGUUCUACUUGAAGGACUACAUCAUCAAAGACCCAAGCGUCAUUUCACAAUAGCGAUUAUUUCAAGUAGCUUGCUACUUGGACUUCUUCUACUGCUACUGAUUUCAUAUGUUAUGUGGAAGGCUGGCUUCUUUAAAAGACAGUACAAAUCUGUCCUACAAGAAGAAAACAGAAGAGACAGCUGGAGCUACGUUAACAGCAAAAGCAAUGAUGAUGAUUAAAGACUUCUUUCAAAUUGAGAGAACAGACUCAGGUUAACCAAAGAAAUUUAAGACAGUGUUUACAAGAAACCCUAAAUUCUGCUCGGAUUUCUUCUAUGUACUUCGUUUACUCAUGACCUUGUGCCAUAUUAGGUCUCAAUGCAAGUGAAACAUCCCAAGCAGUAAUUACUCGAGAGGAAAACAAUCUCUCAGCUCUUAAAUGGAUAGAGGAAACACUAAAGCAUUCAAUUUAUUCAAGGGAAGCAAUCUCUUGAAGAUACCUGGAAAUGAAAGUGCAUCUGAAUUAAAUCAUAUUGAGGAAGCAAACAACUCAUUUGGAGAAGUCUUGGACUUGAAAUAUCAUUCCUUUAAAAGAAAUUAUUUGCCAUGUGUGCUUGCUUCGGUAAAAUAAACUCUACUGAAUAGGCACUGAUUCAUUUCUAAUAGAUCUCUGAGACUUGUUGGAAAAAUCCUGCUAAAUAUUUUUAAAGAACGAAGAGCUGUUCCUCAGUUUUCCGAUGGAUAAAAGACCACUAAUGUUUUAAAGUAGAUUUUCUCUUUAAAGACCUUUAUUUUUAGUCCCUUUAUGAUGGGCUUUGGUCGACAACCACUAUUCAGCAGUCUACAUGAGAGCAUUACAGACCUGAGGAGCAAAUUUCAGACUGCACUUAUACACUGGUUGGAGCUUAAUGACUUCUGGAUGAUUACUGUUUAUACAGCUAUGGAUUCUUUCUCUCUGUAUAAAUACAUAAGUUCUUAAAAGAAUGUGUGUUUAUGUAGGUGUGUCCUCCUGUAACACAUUUGUAUCAAGGGUACCCAGGAGUAAAUUUCUAAAAUCCAUUUUAGUGAAAUUUUUUGCUUAUAAAACAAUAGUACUUAAGAAUUCUAAUUUAUAUUCUGUAACAGAUUGUGAGUGCUGCACUUUAGCCGAUACUUCAAAUAUAAAUACCCUGAUAUAUGUAAACUAUGAAAACUGUACCUCACUAAUGACUCUUAAAAAGCCAAACUCUACAAAGACCGUGCCCAGAGGCCAGUAUUUCAUAUAAAUUAGAUACUGUGUAAAAGAGGAGUGUCAAAUUCAGCGAAUGCAUCUCCUUGUGUAGACGUUACUUUCUCCUCAAAUGUAUGUAUUCCAUGUGUUUUUAUCAGGUGUACAGGAGCAUUCUCUUCUGCAUGGAAUUAGAGAAACAAAAUUGAGAAAUUUAACGUUUAGCUUGUAUUCAGUGAAUAUAAAUGUGACAUCAAAAUUUCCAUGAUAGAGGUGUUAGUAAGUGAAAUAUUAAGUUUUUAUAAAAAAAAAAAAGCUUCUGGAUUUUAAAUCUUUGAUGCCUUUUCAGUUGCAAUCAUUUUCUGUAAUAUUUAUUCAUGCAUGUGACCUGGAUGCUGAUAGCUGCAGAAUAUAACUUUAUCUGAGUUGUCCUACACCUGUCUUUAUCAUUGGAAGUGAUCAAAUAGUAAAAGACUUCCAUCCAUACGAAGCCCCUGCCAACAGCUGUCUUUCUCAGGCUGCCUAAAUUCCUGUAAGUUCUCUGUUCACCAGUCCACAGUAGUAACUGGUGGCCAGAGAACAAGGAGGGCAGAGCUCUGUGCAGCCAUCGAGGUGUGAAACCCAAUCUGUGAGCACGAAACCUCCUGAACACAGUGUAUCCCAGCAGUCAUUGAUUAAACUUACAAAGAUAUUCUUGAAAAGUAUUACAUAAGCAAAAAAUCUGGGUUUUUUUCAUUACAUAAAGUAAUUCUUUUAGGAAAUUUUAAUUUGGCUCUUUUCUAUGCAGAAAUGAUAGCAUUUGGGGCAUUACUAAGUGCACUAAAACCAAUGUGCUAGGAUUGCUGGAUAACAUGACUUUCAGAAGCAAAAAGAAAACAGCUAUACUUUAAAAUGUGUUAUGGAUUUUAAAAGACUUUGAAGAAAAUCAACAGUUUUCAACUUUCAGGGAAUUGGUACUCUGGUAACUUAAAAUGCUUACCUUUUUGGCAAAUAAUCUAGGUAUUGGAACAAUUUUGAACUCUGGGUUAGGAUCUCAUCAGGGCAUCCUAAGGUAACCCCUGGCAUCCAUGGGUACCAGGCUGUAGGAAAUUUUAUAUCCGUAUGGAUGGACUCCAAUCUUGAAAUGUGAAAGCAUCCAAAUUAUUUCACUUGGGAAUUAUUAAUAGGUCAUCAUGUUUUAAGUAUAUAAAUGUUUGCUUUCAGUUCCAAUAAAUGCUUUCUAAAACCCAGAAUCUAAAUUGUUGUACCUUAUGUCUUAAUUUAAGCUCUAGAAGCUAAUUUUUAGCAAAAAUAGCCCUUUUAAUUUCUUUAAAAAUAUAAAUUUUUUCCUUAUAUGUUUAAAGCAUGACCAUAUUCCUUCAUACUAAAAUUCUAGUUUGUACAUUCUUUUAUAAACAAUUACAUGUCACUUUGGAAUCAUUCAUUUCUUCCAUGCUUCCUCCAUAAAGAUUGAUAAGUCUUGGGUGUAAUCUGUAAAAAAUGGAUGUAUAAUUAUUUCAUCAACCUAUCGUUAUUUUUCACACAUGUACCUAUUAAGUAUGGUACAUAAUACCAAAUAUAAAUCUAAUAAUUGCUAACAAACCUAUAAUCGUGGCAGAGCUGCAAUCUUGUUAAAUCAGCACCAGUAAUUACUGUACCAUCCAGGCAUUGUGCCUACGGUGGGGUGCUCCUGCACCCUUCUUCUACCUUGAGUCAUAAUGCUUACCAACAAUGAGUUUGCAGGGUCCUAAACUUGUUUAUGCCAGUUGUUCCUGUUAAUAGUAUGUAAAAUUGUUCCUGUGUAAAGUAAGUUGAAUGCUUUGGAAAGAGUUGAGAGAAGCACAGUGCUGAAUACAAAGUGAUAGAGACGGGAGACUUCAGUGUAACAAUCUGCUCCUCAGAGGGCUUUCACAGGGUUAAGCUCUUGAUCCACUUUAAAAAUCACUAAAGGAAAAUUGUAGACAUUAUCUGUAUAGUUUAGGCAGAAUGGUAAUUUGAAAUGCCAAUAUAGAGACUCAGAAAAUUUGGUAAUGAGUCCAUAUGAAAAUGCUUUGGCUGUAUGUAACAACUGGUGAAUAAAAUUGUACAUCUUUUGAUGCUUCCCUGCCUUAUUAAAAAAAUAAUAAUAAUCUAGCCAUGACAAGGAGGCUUCCAUUACAUUUGGUGUUCUGUCUACUGGUGGACAUUGAAAGUGGUGAAAUAAUGACACUUACUUGACCUGAACCUCUGACCGGGCUUCCAUUAAGUCACCAUCUACAUUCCAAGGGAAACUCUUUUCUGGCGCAGCUGAGUGCUGUCCAUUGUCCUCCUCUGGAUUGUAUCCACUAUUACUCCUCGGACGAACUUUUACUUCUCCCACAGUGUAAGUCUCAACAAAUGGAAAACUGAACUAAAUAAAACAAAUGCAAAUAUAA